AUGUCUUCUCAACCGCCAGUCUGGUUCAUUACGGCAGCCUCGAGUGGCUUCGGCAAAUACAUAGCUCUUGAGGCUCUCUCUCGUGGCCACAAGGUCAUCGCAAGCGCGCGUAACACGUCGCGCCUCCACGAUUUACAAGAGAAGGGUGCAGUGACUGUUGCACUCGAUGUCACAGCUCUGCAAGCAGAGAUUGAAAAGAUCGCGCAAGAGGCUAAUGCGCGGUAUGGUUGUAUUAAUCACUUAGUCAAUGCGGCUGGCUAUAUCCUUGUCGGUGCAGUUGAGGAGACCUCACCUAAGGAGGACUUUGAUCAGUUCAAUACCAACGUAUUUGGCAUGCUGAAUGUCUCAAAGGCCUUCCUGCCUUACAUUCGCGCUACUUCCGGUCACCGCACUAUCGCGAACUUCGGCAGCAUCGGCUCCUGGCAUGGUGGUGCGGGCUUCGCGCUCUACGCUGGCACUAAGUGGGCAUGCAGUGGCAUCUCUGAGUCGAUGCGCAGUGAGCUUGCGCCGCUAGGAAUCUCUGUGACAGUUAUCGAGCCGGGAUACUUUCGCACUGGCUUCCUCAAUGCUGGUACGCAAAUUAAGAGUGAGAAACGAAUCAAAGUGUACGAUGAGACAGCUGUGGGCGAGGUCAGGGCGACACUGGAUAAGGUGAAUAACAAUCAGCCUGGUGACGUGAAGAAGGGUUCUAGGGUGAUAGUCGACAUCUUGACGAAGACUGGCGCCGCUGAAGGAAGAGAAGUUCCGAUGCGCGUGGCGCUGGGCUCAGAUUGUUCUCCUGGCAUCCGCGAGAAAAUUGAAGUGACCAUGAGGUUACUGGCUGAGUGGGAUGCGAUCACAACCAAGACUGACCACGAGUAA
Alternaria burnsii is the source of this 861-nucleotide messenger RNA. RefSeq lists its product as uncharacterized. NCBI's taxonomy places the organism in Eukaryota, Fungi, Ascomycota, Dothideomycetes, Pleosporales, Pleosporaceae. Bases 1 to 861 code for a protein of 286 amino acids. The record is from RefSeq and is a predicted model, not a curated record. The transcript is spliced from 2 exons.